Molecule: messenger RNA, 1915 nt
Organism: Kickxella alabastrina
Lineage: Eukaryota; Fungi; Kickxellomycota; Kickxellomycetes; Kickxellales; Kickxellaceae
Product: RNA ligase-domain-containing protein
Exons: 2
Coding region: 84-1850 (588 amino acids)
Biological process (GO): tRNA splicing, via endonucleolytic cleavage and ligation
Cellular component (GO): nuclear inner membrane
Molecular function (GO): ATP binding; RNA ligase (ATP) activity
Source: RefSeq, a predicted model, not a curated record
CUGAAUCCCAUGGCCACAACUAUAAGAAAUAAAAAAUAUAUUAACCUCUACUUUUAUUUUCACAAUAAAUAAUUAUUUAUACAAUGAAAUUACUACCCAUGCAAACUAACGAAAAUAACGCAUUAUUCAGUCCUCUCACCGGAGAAGAGAACCAGUCUGUUUGUCAGCUGCUUACUAAAAUGCAAGAGUUCUCCACUGUAUUGCCUUCAUUUGGACGAGCAAUUCGUCAGACCACGCACAACUUCCAGGACCAGCUGAAUGUGACGAGCUGGAAAGCAUUGGACCAUCUGUACAAGGAAGUGCCAUGCCCUCUGCCUACCCAGGCCCGGGGCCUCUUCACUAGCCCCUUUGAGGAGGGUUCUGCUGAGCCGACCAUUUUGGCUCGCGGCUACAAUAAGUUCUUCAAUAUCAAUGAAGUUCCGUGGACCUGCUGGGAGUGGAUUGAAGAAAACACACAGGGGCCCUAUGAAAUGACAGUCAAAGAGGACGGGUCCCUGAUUUUGGCUUCUGGUGUUAACGACGGCAAGGACCUACUGGUGACAAGCAAAAACGCAAUGAAUUUGGCACAUUCAGAGACCGCCUAUAUUUGGAUGGACAAGCAUCUGAAGGAGGCCGGCAAAACGCGCAAAGAAUUUGCCGCUUUUUUGCACGAGAACACAGCUACCGCUGUGUUUGAGCUUUGUGACGACGAGUUCGAGGAGCACAUAUUGGAGUAUCCCGAGCGUAUGCGCGGCCUGUAUCUACACGGCAUCAACCGGAAUGCUGUUGAACUGGAUACCUUGCCCAGCUCCAAAGUUGCAAAAGUUGCAGCUGAUUUUGGAUUCCAUCAUAUCAAUUAUUUUGUAUUUGACUCGAUUGUAGAGGGUCGUGAGCUCGCCGACCAGGUGCGCAAGGACCAAAUGCUCGACAGUCGUGCAAUCGAAGGCUUUGUAGUUCGUUGCCGCACUAACAAUGGCACAAGCCCCUUUAUGUUCAAAAUCAAGUACGAACAGCCCUAUCUGAUGUUCCGCGAGUGGCGCGAAGUGACAGGAAGAAUAUUGGCUGGAAAGCCAGUGUGGUCAAAGUAUGACCUGACCAUGCAUUACGUGGCCUGGGUCAAAAUGCGGAUCAAGAAGGAUCCGGCGGCGUUUAUUGGUGCGCGCAAAAAGUUUCUCGAGUAUCACCAGUCCCUGGAUGGCCGCAGUCCGGCAGAGGUUCUGGGCGAGCCAGAAUCCAACUUGGUUUUGCUAAUUCCCGUCGCCACCAUCGGUUGCGGCAAGACCACACUCUCACUGGCUCUUUCAAAAUUAUUUGGGUGUGGCCAUAUUCAGAGUGACAAUGUGCUGAAAACUAAAAAGCGCUCGAAUGCAUUUAAUUCUGCCAUAGUCAAGGAGUUUGCCUCCCACAAUGUGGUAAUUGCUGAUCGCAACAAUCAUACGGGGAGACUGCGUGAGAAUCUAAUCACUGGUGUGCGCAAGGAAUUGCCCGCAUGCCAGGUGGUUGCACUGUACUGGUCGCACGAGAACGCAGCCAAAGAUACUAUUUUGCAAACAACAGUGGAGCGAGUCAUUAGUCGUGGAGAUAGGCAUCAAGUGUUGACCCCGGAAAAAGUGCCUGAUUUCCGUAAAAUUAUGAGUGGAUUUAUUGAUAGCAUGGGGCCGCUGGAUAUGGACUCUGAAGCAAAGUGCCUUGUGCAAAAUGUCAUUGAACUGGAUCCCUUAACCGAUGCAAUGAAGAACUUGAAGACUACUAUUGAUGCGCUAUGCUUGCUUUACCCUGAUGUGUUCAAGCGGCCUCUGGACAGCGAAAUAGAAGCAGUAUUGCAGAGUGCGCUGGGGUAUGUACCAAUUCCGCACAAUAUGCACCAGUAGAGGUUUAUUGUUGUACGAGCUUAAUUUUUUUUUGCAAAUAAAUAUGUUGAAAGAUACAAUGCCAG